UGCUGCUGUGCUCUGUAGCAUCCAAACAUCUACCAAGGAACAAAUAAAAGCCUCCCAUCUUCUAAAGACUCAACCACCAGGAGGACUUAGGACAAACAUGCAUCUGUCUCUUAUUCCCAUCUGCGGGCUCCUCAUCCUAAACCUGCAGCUGUCCGUCUCGCAUCCCAUCACCACUGGGCUAUCAGACACUGACAUGGACAUCUUCAAGGUGCUGCUCCACAAACUUCAGGAGUCUGUUUCACUGCAGUCUGAAGUGGACCAGAGAGCCCCUGUAGACCAGGACGGUCUGGACAGAGUGGCUGCAGAAGAAGUGACAGAGGAGCAGCAGCAGCAGCCCCAAACUGGACUGGACGAGGCCGCCAUUAGGGAAUUUUUUUCAGCCAAGAACCUGAAGAACGUCCGUAACGACUCCACCAGGAGAUCCUCCGGCUGCUUUGGACGUAGGAUGGACAGAAUAGGCUCCAUGAGCUCUCUGGGCUGCAACACUGUGGGCAGAUACAAUACAAAGUAAAGAUGAAGUCUUACCGCCUAUUUUCUGGAACUGGGACACUUCUGUAGAGGAUAUUUUUACCUGAAUAUUAUUUAUUAACCAAUAUUUAUUAAAAAUCUUUUUUGUCGCUUACCAUAUAUGUACUUGAAAUGAUUGUAAGAUUGUUGUUCUGCAUUAUGUUUUAAUAAAGGUUUACGUCAGCGCA
This is a messenger RNA of Cynoglossus semilaevis (tongue sole), 695 nucleotides long. It is a transcript of the gene nppb, whose product is annotated as natriuretic peptide B. Gene Ontology annotation, biological process: receptor guanylyl cyclase signaling pathway; neuropeptide signaling pathway; negative regulation of systemic arterial blood pressure. The transcript is spliced from 3 exons. Gene Ontology annotation, molecular function: hormone activity; hormone receptor binding. Bases 98 to 511 code for a protein of 137 amino acids. Gene Ontology annotation, cellular component: cytoplasm; extracellular region. The record is from RefSeq and is a predicted model, not a curated record. NCBI's taxonomy places the organism in Eukaryota, Metazoa, Chordata, Actinopteri, Pleuronectiformes, Cynoglossidae.